Molecule: messenger RNA, 621 nt
Organism: Bacidia gigantensis
Lineage: Eukaryota; Fungi; Ascomycota; Lecanoromycetes; Lecanorales; Ramalinaceae
Exons: 2
Coding region: 1-621 (206 amino acids)
Biological process (GO): regulation of transcription by RNA polymerase II
Cellular component (GO): mediator complex
Molecular function (GO): transcription coregulator activity
Source: RefSeq, a predicted model, not a curated record
AUGGAGUCACCUUCCGAAGGGAAUUCGUAUGACUCCAGUGAGCAGAUCAAGCAGCUCGGUGAGAUCGAUAAACAUGUGGUCCAACUUCUGAAGUCUGCGGGACAUGCUCUCGAAACCUUGACUUCCACUACUGCUAGCAGCGAUAGUCGCUUCCAAGGUUCGGUGAAUUUAGCAGAGUCUAGGACGACCUUCUCAGGAGCCACAUCCCAGUACUUCAAUUCCCUCAGAUUCAUAGACAUUCAGCUUCGAGAACAGAUUUCCGCUCUUGAAAAGGCAGCGAUAUUGCGACCCCAAGAUACUGCGAGUACUACACAGACUGAUCUAGCUAUUCCAACAAGCAUUGCUAGAAGCAUGGGUAUCGUCAAUCCUCUCGCCUCGAAGGCAGAUGGUCGCAAGGGAGCUGUUGCCGCUGGAGGGCUAGGUAGCCUCGAUGUCGGCUGGCUCAACAGCAGGAAUGAUAACGUGGGUAAAGAGAUGGAGGCUGAGUUGUGGGAAGAGGCAUUGGGUCUUGUGAAGAGCUUUGAGGUGCGACGAUUGGAAGAGCAGAAGCAGCAAAAUCAACGAAAACCCGCCAAACCAGUCCAACAGGAUGGCGCUCACGAGAGCAUGGACGAAGGCUAA